AUGCAUAUUAGGAUUCAUACAGGAGAUAAACCAUUUAAAUGCAAUGAUUGUGAUUAUGCAGCGAAGUCAAAUAGUCAGCUUAAGAGACAUAUGAGUGUUCAUACAGGAGAAAAACCCUUUAAAUGCGAUGUUUGUGAUUUUACAUGUAAUGCAAGAGGUAAUCUACAGGUACAUUACAGAAGACAUACAGGAGAGAAACCAUUUAAAUGUGAUGUUUGUGGUUAUGCAUUUAUUUCAAGCAGUAAUCUAAAGAGCCAUGUGAGGACGCAUUCAAGAGAGAAACAUUUAAGUGAGAAACCUGUAAAUAUGCAGGUUAUUCAAGCUGUUAUCUCAACAGAAAUAUGA
Molecule: messenger RNA, 345 nt
Organism: Mercenaria mercenaria
Lineage: Eukaryota; Metazoa; Mollusca; Bivalvia; Venerida; Veneridae
Product: early growth response protein 1-like
Exons: 1
Coding region: 1-345 (114 amino acids)
Biological process (GO): regulation of transcription by RNA polymerase II
Molecular function (GO): RNA polymerase II cis-regulatory region sequence-specific DNA binding; DNA-binding transcription factor activity
Source: RefSeq, a predicted model, not a curated record